AUGCUGCCAGUGCUCAUGAUCUCUGAGCUUCGCCUUCCAUGGCUCCGCCUGAAUUCGUCGAGCCUCAUCCACGGCUCCGCCUGCACCCCUGAGUUUCCUCCUGCAGUGGCUCCGCCCGCUCCUCCAGAGACUCUUCCUCCAGCAUUGCUGCCCACUCCUCCAGAGACUCCUCCUUCAGCGGCUCAGCCUACUCCUCCAGAAACUCCUACACCAGCGGCCCCGCACACUCCCCCAGAGACUCUUCCUCCAGCGGUUCCGUCCGCCUUACAAGAGAAUCCUCUUACAGUGGCUCUUCCCACCCCUCCUCAAGCGUCUCAGCCGCUUAACCCAGUCCCUCCGAACAAAGCUGCAGGGAUGAGCACUUCUGAAGUACUCAAAAGUACCAAGGUCAUAGUGAUAGGUUCAGGCUUUGCAGGUUUGGCUGCUGCAGCAACGUUGGUCAAGGCAGGAUUUCAUAAUGUCCUGGUUGUUGAGGCAAAGGAAAGAAUUGGAGGGCGAGUGCACACCACUAAACCGUUCACUAAGAAUAUAAUUGAAGUUGGUGCUAACUGGAUUCAUGGACAGAAAGGAAACCCCCUUUUCCAACUUGCAAAAGAACAGAACCUGCUCUCGGAGGGGCCAUCCGCAAGCAAGUUCAUGUGCCUGCCUAGUUCGGUAACCCCUCGAGAUUACUUUUUUAAAGAAGAUGGAAAGCAGGUUUCCACAGUGAUUGUAGAUCCAGUCUGUUCGCAGUUCAGCAAGCUCACCGCCAAAGCUUUUGAUGAUGCUCUUGAAUGCAGGCACAGAGAGCUAACUCUAGGAGGUUAUCUGGACGAUGCCUUUGGUGAGUCGGCUUUAGCAGCGACAAAGGAUUGCCAAAUAGUUUUUGAAUGGUGCAAAAGAACUGAAUGUACAGAUGAAGCUUGCUCUUCUCUAUAUGAGGUGUCUGCUUCGCAGAUUAGUUAUUACACUGCCUUAGAGGGAGGUUUCUUUAACUGUUUGGGACCGGGUGGCUAUCAAGCAAUCUUAGAUGUUCUCCUAAAAGAUCUUCCUGCAGGAUCGGUCAAGUGUAGUGCACCGGUGAAGAGCAUCCAGUGGGAUUUGAUUAAAAAAGGGAAGCACGAAGGCCAGAAUUAUCCUGUUCGGAUCAUCUGUGAAAACGGACAGAGCUUUGAAGCAGACCAUGUGAUUGUCACUGUAUCUUUGGGGGUCCUCAAAGACAAAGCAACAACCAUGUUUGAGCCAUCUCUACCAAAAACCAAACUUGCUGCAAUUCAGAAUCUCGGCUUUGGGAUAGUGGACAAAAUCUUCCUGUAUUUCGAGGAAAGGUUUUGGCCAGAAGACUGUACUGGGGUUCAGCUGGUGUGGGAUGAGGGCCCUGAAGAUAAAGACAUUUAUCAGUCUCUGCAAGAAGGAGAAGCCUGGAAAAAGUUGUGGUUCAAGAAGAUCACAGGAUUUGAUAUUGUGGCACGUCACCCCACAGCUCUUUGUGGCUGGAUCACUGGUAGAGAAGCAUUAUAUAUGGAGACGCUUCAGGACAGUGAAGUUGGAGCAAUCUGUGUGAGGUUGCUCAGGUCUUUCACAGGCUGGUCGGUUUCAGAAGUCUCAAAGACGCUGAUCAGCAGAUGGGGUCAUGAUUCCCAUGUCGCUGGCUCCUAUACAUUUAUUCCUCAUGGUGUUGAUGGAGUGAAAGCACACAAAGCAUUGGCGUCACCUCUUCCCCCUAAAGCUAAAAGCAGAGGGAGGAAGCAUCUACAGGUGUUGUUUGCUGGUGAAGCUACACAUGUGAACUUCUACACCACUACUCAUGGAGCUUACCUCACCGGGGUCAGAGAAGCGCAAAGACUCAUAAGCCAUUACUCUAGUUGAACAGGAGAAUAUAUACUUUGGUUUCAUGAAUAUAACAUUUUAUAAGUGUAUUACAUUUUGUAGACUUGCUCUUACACGCUAUUGACUUACACAAGUUUAUCAUUUAUACGAUUAUUGCUACCUGUAAAACUACAUAAAUGCUUACAUUCAA
Molecule: messenger RNA, 1999 nt
Organism: Xyrauchen texanus (razorback sucker)
Lineage: Eukaryota; Metazoa; Chordata; Actinopteri; Cypriniformes; Catostomidae
Product: peroxisomal N(1)-acetyl-spermine/spermidine oxidase-like
Exons: 5
Coding region: 1-1848 (615 amino acids)
Molecular function (GO): polyamine oxidase activity
Source: RefSeq, a predicted model, not a curated record